UUCACUAAUCUGAUGUUUCAGCAGGAGUUUGAUGUGUGAGCGCGUCAGGAAAGCGCGCGUUAUUGUUACUCUUUUCUUUACGCGUCCUUGGAAUUCCGUCAAUGUUUCAGGAAUGUAAACUAUUCUGCUGGAAUUAUAAACUCAGGGCUAAACGGGAAAGAAGCAGAUCGAGUUGGGAGUCUUUGUAUUCCGUUGCUUGGUUUAUAUGAACCUGUGGUGUGGAUUUGUGCACGCUGGAAACGCAGGGGCCAUGUGGCGCUUUUGGGUCACCGAUCAGCGCUCAGUUCGCGUCCAGAUCAUGUGGCUGCUCGUUUGUUCGCUGAUUGCGGUGAUGAGCUGCGAGCAUUAUGGCACACAGGUCCAGGUGAUGUCCUCCAAAACGCUCAGGGCUUCAAACGCACGCAGCAAUGUAACAGACAGCAAUCACCUCACAGACUUGUACCAGAAGGAAGAGAUCAUCAUGGUCAAGGGCGGAGGUCAUGUCCAGAGCCCACGGUUCCCCAACGCAUACCCGCGCAACCUGCUGUUGUCAUGGAAACUGCUCUCACCCCCCCAUACCCGCCUCCUACUGGAGUUUGAUGCACAGUUUGGACUGGAAGUGGCGGAUAAUGGAGUCUGCAGGUAUGAUUUUGUGGAAGUGGAGGAUAUUUCUGAGACCAGCACCAUCAUUUGGGGCCGCUGGUGCGGUCAGAGAGCUCCAUCACGAAUCACGUCCAAAACAAACCUCAUCAAAAUCACCUUCAAGUCAGACGAUUACUUUGUAGCCAAACCCGGAUUCAAAAUCGGUUAUUCUCUGCUGGACCGCUCACCUCUCGCGUCUCUGAUGAACUGGGAAGCUGUUACAGUGAUGUCAGACCUGGGGGGGAUUUCCGGGACGGACAUCCCGCUGUCUGUGUCUGAGCUGGAUCAUGACAUCGCCGGCGUCAACACGGUGGAAGAGCUGCUGAGACACCUGAACCCGUUUACCUGGCAAGAAGACCUGGAGCAGCUGUAUACACACACGCAUUACUACAGGCCGCGGGCAUUUUACACUGACCGCAAACAUAAACUGGAUCUCGACCGUCUCAAUGACGACGUGAAGCAGUACAGCUGCACGCCGCGUAAUUUCUCAGUGAAUCUCCGCGAGGAGCUGAAGGCGACCAACGCUGUGUUUUUCCCGCGAUGCCUGCUGGUGCAGCGAUGUGGCGGAAAUUGUGCGUGCAGCACCGAAAACUGGAACUCCUGCAGCUGCAGUGCCGGGAAAACCGUCAGGAAACUGCACGAGGUGUUGAAGUUUUCCCCGGGUCAGAAUUUCUACGUGAAGAGAACACGCGCCCGCUGGGUUCUGGAGGAAAUCUACUUGCAACACCACGAGAGAUGUGACUGUGUGUGUCCGUCGAGACCGCCACGAUGAACCCCACACACACACACACACACACACACACACACACACACACACACACACAGUACUGCCAUUCAGACAUAUACAGUAUCUCCAGGUCAAGCUUCCACUUAAACAAAACCUUUUAAUAAAAUGUAAGACGUGCACACACUCGCAUGUCUCUCCAGAAAUGUAGCUUUAACUGUUUUAAUUCUUGUCAUUUAGAUGUUCUUGUGUCUAGUAAAGUUAUAUGGAACUCACCAAUAGAAUGUACAUGAAUAUUAAUGAGGCUUUUGCUCUCACAGGCCAAACAAAACUCCCAGAGGGCGUUUAUUUUUAUUAUUUGUUUUAGUCAAUCUAAUCCAAGCAGUGUUAUUUAUUGAAAGCAAUGUCUUUGUCUUUUUUAUAUCUGUGAUCAUGUUGUUGUAUGUGAAUUUUGGUUUCAUAUACUCAUAUUCAUAUACUUUGAUAUUCAGAUAUAUUUUUUGAGUGUGUGAUCGGAAUAUAUUUUGCUUAUUUUACAAUCUGAAAUUAUUUCCAGAGCAAUUAAACGCAUUUCCCCACUCCCGAAUUCCCUUUAGCGCAAUGCAUGUCAAUGCAUAACUGAAAGGCAAUACAACAUAUUAUGCAUGACUAAUUAGAAUGACAAAAUUAUGUCUGUUUGUAGUACAUAAUGAUUUUAUGCAAUGUGACAUUUGAAAAUUUUAAAUUAUGUCAUAAUGCAAAUAAUCAUUCGGGUACUAAAAAAGGCUUCAUUUUAUUUAAAUUGCACCUGUUAUGGUUUUUAAACAUGCCUGAUUGUGUUUUAAAGGUCUCCUACAAUAGAUUUACAUGCAUUCAAGGUUAAAAAACACUUUCAUUUGCUCAGAAUUUAAAUUGCAGCAUUACCUUAUUUACCCAGUGUCAAAAACGACUCGUUCAAUGAUCCGUUCUAAGGCAUUCACUCUAAACUCCUCCUUUCAGAGAGCCAACUCUGCUCUGAUUGGUCCGUUCUAAAGCAUUCACUCUAAACUCCUCCUUUCAGAGAGCCAACUCUGCUCUGAUUGGUCCGUUCUAAAGCAUUCAUUCUAAACUCCUCCUUUCAGAGAGCCAACUCUGCUCUGAUUGGUCCGUUCUAAAGCAUUCAUUCUAAACUCCUCCUUUCAGAGAGCCAACUCUGCUCUGAUUGGUCCGUUCUAAAGCAUUCAUUCUAAACUCCUCCUUUCAGAGAGCCAACUCUGCUCUGAUUGGUCCGUUCUAAAGCAUUCAUUCUAAACUCCUCCUUUCAGAGAGCCAACUCUGCUCUGAUUGGUCCGUUCUAAAGCAUUCAUUCUAAACUCCUCCUUUCAGAGAGCCAACUCUGCUCUGAUUGGUCCGUUAUAAAGCAUUCACUCUAAACUCCUCCUUUCAGAGAGCCUACUCUGCUCUGAUUGGUCCGUUCUAAAGCAUUCACUCUAAGCUCCUCCUUUCAGAGAGCCAACUCUGCUCUGAUUGGUCCGUUCUAAAGCAUUCACUCUAAGCUCCUCCUUUCAGAGAGCCUACUCUGCUCUUAUUGGUCCGUUCUAAAGGAUUCACUCUAAGCUCCUCCUUUCAGAGAGCCUACUCUGCUCUGAUUGGUCCGUUCUAAAGCAUUCACUCUAAGCUCCUCCUUUCAGAGAGCCUACUCUGCUCUUAUUGGUCCGUUCUAAAGGAUUCACUCUAAGCUCCUCCUUUCAGAGAGCCUACUCUGCUCUGAUUGGUCCGUUCUAAAGCAUUCACUCUAAACUCCUCCUUUCAGAGAGCCUACUCUGCUCUGAUUGGUCCGUUCUAAAGCAUUCACUCUAAACUCCUCCUUUCAGAGAGCCAACUCUGCUCUGAUUGGUCCGUUCUAAAGCAUUCACUCUAAACUCCUCCUUUCAGAGAGCCUUCUCUGCUCUGAUUGGUCCGUUCUAAAGCAUUCACUCUAAACUCCUCCUUUCAGAGAGCCUACUCUGCUCUGAUUGGUCCGUUCUAAAGGAUUCACUCUAAACUCCUCCUUUCAGAGAGCCUACUCUGCUCUGAUUGGUCCGUUCUAAAGGAUUCACUCUAAACUCCUCCUUUCAGAGAGCCAACUCUGCUCUGAUUGGUCCGUUCUAAAGCAUUCACUCUAAACUCCUCCUUUUUAGAGCCUACUCUGCUCUGAUUGGUCCGUUCUAAAGCAUUCAUUCUAAACUCCUCCUUUCAGAGAGCCUACUCCGCUCUGAUUGGUCCGUUCUAAAGCAUUCACUCUAAACUCCUCCUUUCAGAGAGCCUACUCUGCUCUGAUUGGUCCGUUCUAAAGCAUUCAUUCUAAGCUCCUCCUUUUUAGAGAGCCUUCUCUGCUCUGAUUGGUCCGUUCUAAAGCAUUCACUCUAAACUCCUCCUUUCAGAGAGCCUACUCUGCUCUGAUUGGUCCGUUCUAAAGGAUUCACUCUAAACUCCUCCUUUCAAAGAGCCUACUCUGCUCUGAUUGGUCCGUUCUAAAGCAUUCACUCUAAACUCCUCCUUUAGAGAGCCAACUCUGCUCUGAUUGGUCCGUUCUAAAGCAUUCACUCUAAACUCCUCCUUUAGAGAGCCAACUCUGCUCUGAUUGGUCCGUUCUAAAGCAUUCACUCUAAACUCCUCCUUUCAAAGAGCCUACUCUGCUCUGAUUGGUCCGUUCUAAAGCAUUCACUCUAAACUCCUCCUUUAGAGAGCCUAGUCUGCUCUGAUUGGUCCGUUCUAAAGCAUUCAUUCUAAACUCCUCCUUUUUAGAGAGCCUUCUCUGCUCUGAUUGGUCCGUUCUAAAGCAUUCACUCUAAACUCCUCCUUUCAGAGAGCCUACUCCGCUCUGAUUGGUCCGUUCUAAAGCAUUCACUCUAAACUCCUCCUUUCAGAGAGCCUACUCUGCUCUGAUUGGUCCGUUCUAAAGCAUUCAUUCUAAGCUCCUCCUUUUUAGAGAGCCUUCUCUGCUCUGAUUGGUCCGUUCUAAAGCAUUCACUCUAAACUCCUCCUUUCAGAGAGCCUACUCUGCUCUGAUUGGUCCGUUCUAAAGGAUUCACUCUAAACUCCUCCUUUCAAAGAGCCUACUCUGCUCUGAUUGGUCCGUUCUAAAGCAUUCACUCUAAACUCCUCCUUUCAAAGAGCCUACUCUGCUCUGAUUGGUCCGUUCUAAAGGAUUCACUCUAAACUCCUCCUUUCAAAGAGCCUACUCUGCUCUGAUCAAUUAUUUACAUGAUGUGCUGAUUAUUAGUCCCAUAUUUCAAUAUUUACUGAUAAUAAUAAAGAAUAUUUCUAUUUGAGCAAGAGCAAAAGAGCGCUUCCAUCAUACCCGUGCCUGACGGUCGUUGUUGUAAACACUGCAACUCCAAAAAUCAUGUGUUAUGUGUAAAGAAGAUGCAAUGGGAACAAUGGGAUUGAGCUUCUUGUCUGUCACUCUUACUUUCCAGAACAAUCAAUCAUUACUAAGGCCGGAUUACCCACUCGGUUACUCCACUAAUUGUAUUGGUACUCCAUGUCGGACGAUACCUAAAACUUGUAUCGCUCCAGAAAUAUUUGUGUCGGUGCAUUUGUAGCGUCAUCUCGUAUUAUUAGCCUACUUCUAUCAGAGCUGUUUCUAAUGGUCGGUCUGUGUACUCACGUGUUAUACAGACCAGGGCUGGACUGGGAAGGGAAUUCGGCCAGGGAUUUUACAUGCCAGGGGCGUUCGCUGUCCAUUUCUGUAUAUCGCGGCGCCGUUUUGUGGUCUGUAUUGCAUAACGCGGCAGCUCAUUUUAGCUUAUCUUGGCCCUUAUCGCGGCCGACCCACCAGCCCGAUAGGUUCUCCCGAUGGCGAGUACCCCCCCCGACCGGCCCCAAAGUGCGUCGGCCCACCGGGAAAUGCCCGAUAUGCCAUAUAACCAGUCCAGCCCUGAUACAGAUGCUAUUGGAGUAGUGUCUAUGGUAAUAAGAUAAACGUUUUUAAUGCAAUAAAUUAUUUUACAUACGAAUAGUGGGCAUGAUCAAUUGUAUUCAUAUGUUUUCAUAUAGUCACACCAACAUUAAGGCAGCCCUAGUAUUUAUUCAUAGGUGUAUAUGACAAGAUGCCUCUCCCUUUUCUCACAUGGUCCACUGCAGAUAAACUCUCUAAAAAGUGUGUGCGUGUUUUACAGUACAGGUCGAGUGGCCCCUGACUCUCCUUUAUCUCCUUGUAAAUCUGCAAGGGUUCUUCUGUUCCUGUUUUGAGUUUAAUUUACUGGCCCCGGGGCCCCCGAGGGAUUCAUUUCGCUGUGAGCCGCAGUACAGCGGGAGUGCAGCACGACUGGGAGAGAUGUUGACAGAAUGGAUUUAGCCUGUAAUUGUGUGGCUUUUAGGACGCUUUUAUUAAACUGUAGGAUGAGCAAAAUUAAAGCAAUGAUUCUUCCUGGUCUCCCCAAAGAAGACAGGAGAUUCCUUCUCGCUGCCAGAUAUAUUAUCAACGGCACACGUAACCAAAGCGCUGAUGUCUGCACUGAUAAACUGAAAUCUGCAAAAGCCCCGCUCGACAACAUGAAUCUUGUCAUAAAAGCACCAAAAUAAACAAACUUUCUCAUGUUUGUCAUUGUUCUGUUUGCAUUUUGUCUGUUGGUUUCUUUAACGGUUGCCAUGAUGCUCAAUCUCUCUCAUAAAGAAGUCAUCGGGAAGUCUUUCAGCACAAUUCAUCUUUCAGAUGCUACUUUUCAAUCAGGGGGUUGGAAGGGGGUGCUUAAAUUUCGUAAAUUUGACAGCAUUAGGAGCCGUUCAGACCGAAUGCAUUCUUGCACUACAAAAAGCGGAAUGACUAGCUCGGAACGACGGUGAUUUUAAAAGUUGCUCUUCUUUUGAACCUGGCACGGCGUCUAAAUAUUCCAUCCAUCCAUCUUUAACCGCUUAUCCGAAGUCGGGUCCCGGGGGCAGCAGCUCCAGCUGGGGGCCCCAAACUUCCCUAUCCCGAGGUACAUUAACCAGCUCUGACUGGGGGACCCCGAGGCGUUCCCAGGCCAGUGUGGAGAUGUAAUCUCUCCACCUAAUCCUGGGUCUUCCCCGAGGCCUCCUCCCAGCUGGACGUACCAAGGGAGGCAUCCAGGGGGCAUCCUUACCAGAUGCCCAAACCACCUCAUCUGACUCCUUUUGACGCAAAGGAGCAGCGGCUCUACUCCGAGCUCCUCACGGAUGACUGAGCUCCUCACCCUAUCUCUAAGGGAGAAGCCUGACACCCUUCUGAGGAAGCCCAUUUCGGCCGCUUGUACUCGCAACCUAGUUCUUUCGGUCAUGACCCAGCCUUCAUGACCAUAGGUGAGGGUAGGAACAAAAAUUGACCGGUAGAUCGAGAGCUUUGCCUUUCGGCUCAGCUCUCUUUUCGUGACAACGGUGCAAUAGAGCGAGUGCAAUACCGCCAUGAUUCUCCGGCCAACCUCCCGCUCCAUUGUCCCGUCACUCGUGAACAAGACCCAGAGGUACAUGAACUCCUUCAAUUGGGGCAAUACCUCCUUCCCUACCCAGAGUACGCACUCCAUCAUUUUACUGCUGAGAACCAUGGCCUAAAAAUAAAAAAAAACACAAAAAUCUGGAGGAUGCGGUGCAAUGGUCAAAAACCUCUAUCUAGCACAUAUUUACUUACAAACAAGUGUAAAACAGCACAGAUGGAUGGAAAAACGAUUUGAACGUGUUUGGUGUGAACAGCCCCUUAUUAGUAUAUUCUGCUUGCAAAAGUCAACAAACAGAUUAUGAAUUCAUUUAAAAUGUUUCUUAUCAGCUUUUACAGUCUAACCUUACAUUACUGUAUUAGUAGGAAACAAAAAUACACCGUCAACUUUAUACAGAAUGUUCCGGAUAAUGUUUUAAUUUAAUAUAUUUUGGCUUUAGUGCAAUAUAAAAGCCAUUUAGUUAAUUUUGCAAAUAGCAUGUUAUCUUUAUAAUGCCACACUUACUAUUUUAAUCACACAGAACAAAUGCACCUUUAUAAGGGAAAAAUAAUACAGUUAUGUUGUGAAGGAGGGCCUUCACAAAAGAAUCAUCAUAUUUAGGGGUCCUUGUCAUGAAAACGUUUGAUUUAAAUUCUUACAAUUUAAACACUUUCCCCCAACAUCGGUGCUCAUAAAAUGAAUACUAAACUAUUCAUACACAUGCUGGAACGAACUCAACUUAAACUGAAAUUGUAAGUAAAUUCAUUUGAAACUGUCAGAACAUUAUUAAAACAUAAGCGGAGAGAAAUUAUCCUGAAGAUGCUUCUGUCGUUGUGGUGGACAGAUGGAGAAAUGAGGUCAGGUGUGGGGGGAUGUGAAAGUUAGGUGACCUUUGACCUAUCGGGGAAAGCAGCGUGGGCGGAGACUGUCACAUCACAUCACACACACACACACACACACACUCACACACAGAGGGAAACGUUUAAACUUUAAUCUAAGCAAAGACAACAUGAAACAGCGACAGCUUUUUAGUCUUACGAGAUUUAUUCCUGACUUUGUCCAUUUAUCAUUUUGUAAAUCUAUCGCAGUGUACUCUGGUUGUAUCAGGUCAUGCACACAGAACAUUUGCAUGGUGUGCACAGUAUGCAUACUACAUACUGCAGCAAUGGUAAUAGUAGAAUGGUUGUAUGCUAUUCUGAA
Molecule: messenger RNA, 7917 nt
Organism: Xyrauchen texanus (razorback sucker)
Lineage: Eukaryota; Metazoa; Chordata; Actinopteri; Cypriniformes; Catostomidae
Product: platelet-derived growth factor D-like
Exons: 7
Coding region: 206-1393 (395 amino acids)
Biological process (GO): positive regulation of protein autophosphorylation; positive regulation of cell population proliferation; platelet-derived growth factor receptor signaling pathway
Cellular component (GO): membrane
Molecular function (GO): growth factor activity; platelet-derived growth factor receptor binding
Source: RefSeq, a predicted model, not a curated record